AUGGCUCGGCUCCCCUAUUUGGCUUUCCUUGUGAGACCUGCGAAGGAGACCUGCAAUGCCUCCUCCACACUCACCAGCCCGCCAGGCCUCCUCGACUACGUUGCCAUCCACUCUUGCCUCCUCCGUGGCGGCUCCCGACUCUCCCUCCCGCUCCUCGCACUCCUCCUCCUCCUCCAGUUUUGCCUCCUCACCGCCGCAGCGGGGGCCCACUUCAACCCCAUCAUCUCCCGCCUAGCUGCCAGCCUUCGCCUCUCUCCUUCCAUGGCCGACAUCACUGUCCUCGCUCUCAACAACGGCACACCCGACGUGUUUGCCUCCGCCACCGCGCUCGGGGGCACUGUCGGGAUGCCCAGGGCGGGGCUCGUGGCCAUCCUCUCCACCGGCGCAUUCGUCUCCGCAUUCGUCGUGGGUGUCUUCACGCUCUUCUACGCCUUCUUUAUAGGGUUAGUGUUCUACAUGCAUUGGGUGCAGAGCGGAUGGCAUGUGAACUCUGCUGAGUUGGAGAUGGUGAAUGGCAUUGUCCGUGUGGUGACAGACUUUCUAGUCACAAUGGAGGAUAGCAAGCAAAAGGACCCUACUUUGUGUGUGGUGCUCAACAAGAACAAGCAGCGGCGGCUGGAGGAUAUGCUGUUGCCUAGAAAACAACAAGCAGUGGGGUCACAGUUGGCUAAGAGCUUGAACGUUGAGAAGUUGCUUUUCUUCUCUGAGAGCUUGAUCCUCCACGCAAUGGUUGCCUUGGCUGAGAUCUAUCAAGUUGAGACAAGCUUGAAGCAGGUGGUAAACCCAUGGAAGUCUAAAAUUGCACAAGUUAUAGUAUAG
Molecule: messenger RNA, 819 nt
Organism: Phragmites australis (common reed)
Lineage: Eukaryota; Viridiplantae; Streptophyta; Magnoliopsida; Poales; Poaceae
Exons: 4
Coding region: 1-819 (272 amino acids)
Biological process (GO): transmembrane transport; monoatomic cation transport
Cellular component (GO): membrane
Molecular function (GO): monoatomic cation transmembrane transporter activity
Source: RefSeq, a predicted model, not a curated record